This is a messenger RNA of Drosophila busckii, 7267 nucleotides long. RefSeq names its product homeotic protein female sterile (gene fs(1)h). Lineage: Eukaryota; Metazoa; Arthropoda; Insecta; Diptera; Drosophilidae. The record is from RefSeq and is a predicted model, not a curated record. The coding region runs from base 1139 to 7180 and encodes 2013 amino acids. The transcript is spliced from 12 exons. Gene Ontology annotation, cellular component: chromatin; nucleus. Gene Ontology annotation, biological process: chromatin remodeling; regulation of DNA-templated transcription.
ACGCGCGUAUGUCGAAAAUUGUAGCGCGUACGUAUAUCGGUGUGUAGAAAUUGCUAAAAAUUGUGUUACACACGUUAACAAUUGUGUAGAAUUUACAGUUUGCUUGUUGUAAUCGUUAUAAAAAAUUAUACAAAAAAUACAUGUAUAUAUGCAUACUUAUAUACAACUGCAAUAACAGCAACAACGUCGAAGUAAAUUAUUAAAAUUUAAACAACAAAUACAGAAGGAUACUGUAAACAAACACCAAUAUCGGAUACCCCAAUUACCACAACAACAGCAGCAUCAUAUUUUCCGCUGCUUUUUAUGGAUAUUUCUUUUUUAUUAACAAUAUUCCUUGCUUGACAAAGCGCCUGGACCAACAAACAAUUCACAUUGAGAACAAGCAGCCACGAGAGAGAAAGAGAGACAGUGACUACAAAUAUUAAAAAAAAAAUACUACAUAAGCACACUAAUUAAAGCUAUCAUCAACAUAUUAAAACACAAACGCGCUCCCAACAAAAUAGUAAAAAGAGAGUUUGGCCGAGAAAGAUAGUGAGAAGAAAAUAAAGGAGGCAUUAAAAUGUUAACAGUGUCCAGAUUGUACGCAUAAAAAAGUAAAGGACAUUUUCAGCUACAGCAGCUGUGGUGUUGACAACAAAUUGGCCGAGCAUGCAACGCACACAAAUAUUCGCAACAACAAGAGGAAUUAGAUUACCAACAACAUUAUUGACAUACGCUGUGCUUCACAACGGCCAGCAAAGGAGCUGCAGCAGUCAAGGCAGCAGCGGCAGCAGCAAGUAUCGAAGGAGCAGCAAUAAUAGCAGUAAAAGCAAAAACAACAACCGCAGCAGCCACAGCAGCAGCAGCAGCAGGCGGCUCUGAGAGGGCGUCUGGGGGGUGGGACGGACGCUUACGUGACGAGACGGCCCCAGGCGUGUGCGUGUUGGCGUUGGUGUGUGUGUGCGUGCGUGUGUAUGUGCGUCGGCCGUCUCAGUCAGCAGCAGUUUGGAUCAACACCCACAACAGCAGCAGCAGAAGCAGAAGCACCAACAUUAGAAGCAGCAGCAAUAGCAACUACAGUUGAUUACAACCAUAAGAAGCUAAAGCCACACCACAACAAAACGCAACAGCAGCAGUAACAGUAAAAGCAACAGCAACAAUGUCAUCCAACGAACCACCGCCACGGUAUGAGCCUCCAGUGGAGCCCAUAAAUGGCAUUGUACAGCCACCGGUUGUGCCGCCACAGGAUCGACCCGGACGCAAUACGAAUCAAUUGCAAUAUUUGAUAAAAACUGUCAUGAAGGUCAUCUGGAAGCAUCAUUUCUCUUGGCCCUUUCAACAGCCGGUCGAUGCAAAGAAAUUAAACCUGCCCGAUUAUCACAAGAUCAUCAAACAACCCAUGGAUAUGGGCACCAUCAAAAAGCGCUUGGAGAACAAUUACUAUUGGUCAGCCAAGGAGGCGAUACAUGAUUUCAAUACGAUGUUCACCAAUUGCUAUGUGUAUAACAAGCCCGGCGAGGAUGUGGUUGUGAUGGCCCAAACGCUUGAAAAGGUCUUUCUGCAAAAGAUCGAGUCCAUGCCCAAGGAGGAGCUCGAACUGGAGCCGGUAACAGCCAAAGGCGGCAAGAAGAAACAACGAGCGCCUGCUACCCCCAAGUCAGCGAACAGUAGCGUUGCCAAUAACGCCAGCACACCUGCAACAACACCUGCCUCAUCGGCAGCCAGUAUAGCUGCAGCAGCUGCUGCCGCUGCGGCGGCGGCAGCGGCGGGCGGAAAAUCAGCGCAGAGCACACCGUUGGCGAACAUGUCGGGGCUGCCGAACUCAGCUGUAGCGACGCCCACAACGGCCGGUCUAGGAUCAGCUGCGGCACGUCCCCUGUCAGCCAUGGGUGGAGCGGUUUCAUCGACAGCUGGAGGCGUUGCACCGUCCAUACCACCGAUUAGCACAAUGCCACCGCAUACGGUGCCCGGUAGCACAAAUACCACAACGACCGCCACUAAUCUAUCGGAGAAUGCAGCCGCCUUAAAUGCCGCCAUGGCCAGUCUGUUACAGCAGCCACAGGGCGGAGCGGCGAAUGCCUAUGGCAGCUCUGGACAGACCACUCUAAACAAUAGCUCCCUGCUCGAUGGCAAUGCAGCUGCUGUGGCUGCGGCUGCCGCGCAUGCGGCGGUUGUUGCCGCUGCCGCGCACCAACAGGCGGGAGCCGCAGGCGUUGGCGGUGCUGGCGCUGGCUCAUUAUCCACAUCGGCAGCGGCUGUCAAUGCCGCCAAUGCGGUGCAAGCGUAUGUCAAUAGUGCGGCGGGAGUGGGGGUGGUUGAUGCGGUGCUGCCCCCACAGCAGCCGGCGAAAAUGAAGAAGGGCGUCAAGCGAAAGGCGGACACGACCACGCCCACAGCGAACGCCUUUGAAUCGCCCUAUGCCCAGAUGGACUCCAAAGCGGCCAAAAUAGCGACGCGAAGGGAAUCAAAUCGUCAGGUAAUUGGCAAGAAGGAUCUUACAUUCCAGGGCUCCGGCUAUCCCAUGUCGCCACUGGGAGCCACUGGCGUGCCCGGAAUGGUGGCCAGUGGCCCCGGCAGCGUUGGUGUACCGAGUGGUAAGAACAAGGAGAAACUAUCGGACGCACUCAAGUCAUGCAACGAGAUACUCAAGGAGCUUUUCUCGAAAAAGCAUUCGGGCUAUGCCUGGCCUUUCUACAAGCCGGUGGAUGCGGAGCUGCUUGGGCUGCACGACUAUCACGACAUCAUCAAGAAGCCCAUGGAUCUGGGCACGGUCAAGCGUAAAAUGGACAAUCGAGAAUACAAAAGCGCACCGGAAUUUGCUGCCGAUGUGCGAUUAAUAUUCACCAACUGUUACAAAUACAAUCCGCCAGAUCAUGAUGUCGUUGCGAUGGGCCGUAAACUGCAGGAUGUGUUCGAGAUGCGCUACGCCAACAUACCCGAUGAGCCGGUGGGCAAUUCGUCGCACCACCAUCAUGGCUCGUAUAGCAACUCAAAGCAUGAUGCCAGCGAUUCAUCCAGCGACGAUUCCAGUGACACGGAAAUCGAAUCCAAUUCGGAUGAGGAGCGAAGCGCCAAGCUGAAGAUGCUCGAGUCGAAGCUGCUCGGACUGCAGGAGGAGAUACGGAAACUGGUCGAGGAGGCCACCGCCAAAAAGAAGGCCAAAAAGAAACUCAAGGAGAAGAAGAAGCACAUUGGCCACAGCGGCGCUAACAAUGCGAUCAUCAGCGGCAUUGGUGGCAGUGCGAACAACGCUGUGAAUGCCGCCGGUGGCGGUCAUCAUGGCCAUGGGGCAAACGCUGUCAGUGCAGCCCAUGCGGGCAUCGGUGGCAUGCCACCCAAUAUGGCGGCAAUGAACGCAGCGGGCGCAGCCAGUGCCAAUUUGUCGGCGCUGCUAACGAACAGUUUGGUGGGUGCCGGUGGUGCAGGACUCGCCGGUAUGGGCGGCGUUGGCGGCGGUGUUGGGGGAUUCCACGACAUGGCCGCGAUGGGAAUGCCCGGUGUUGGUAACGCCGCCGGUGCGGGCUAUCGAGGCGGACUUAAUGCGACGGGCGUGCCAGCGGGCGGUGGCAAAGCGGGAGCCGGCGCACUGGCCGGCGCUUUGGCUGCGGGCGCGGCUGCUGGCGCGGGCAGUGGUGCGGGCAGUGGCAGUGGUAAAGGUGCUAAAUCGAAAGGACAGCGCGGCGCUAAGGGCAGCUCUGGUGGGGGCGCAAGUGGUGCGGCGGGCAGUGCGGCUGCUGGUGCGGCGGGCGUUGGUGCGGGUGCAGCUGGUGGCGCCGGCGGCAACGCCACUGGCAGCGGCAGCAACAAGCGCACCAAGGGCAGCAGUAGUGGCAAUUCUGGUGCUGGCGCGGGCGGUGCUGCCAGUGGUGCUAGCAAUGCGCGCGGCAGCAGCAAAAAGAAGCCCAGCCAGGUGAUGAACUUUGAUUCCGAGGAGGAGGACACCGCCAAGCCCAUGUCCUAUGAUGAGAAGCGACAGCUUUCCUUGGAUAUUAACAAGUUGCCUGGUGACAAAUUGGGGCGAGUGGUGCACAUCAUACAGAAUCGGGAACCAUCGCUGCGCGACUCCAAUCCGGAUGAGAUUGAGAUCGAUUUCGAGACACUGAAGCCGUCGACGCUGCGCGAGCUUGAAAGCUAUGUGGCGUCGUGUUUGCGCAAAAAAACACGUAAGCCAUAUUAUAAAAAGCCUUCCGGUAAAUCAAAGGAUGAGCAAAUGGCAGAGAAGAAACAAGAGCUGGAAAAGCGUUUACAAGACGUCACCACCCAUUUGGGCGCCAGCAAGAAAACAGCCAAGAAAGAUGAUAGCACAUCGAGCAAAGUCGAGGCUGUGCAACCAACGAAUCCCGUAUCAUCAAGUUCCAGUUCCAGCGAUUCAUCGUCAUCGAGUUCGAGUGAUAGCAGUUCAAGUGACUCGAGCGACAGUGAAGCAGGCGAUGGUGAUGAUCGGCCACCACGCAAGAAAAAGUCACGUGAUUCGAAUGGAAGCAAUGUAAUAAACCCCAAUUCAAGUCUGAGCGCCAGCCUGCAAAUGGCUCUGGCCGCCGGCCUCCCACCGAGUAUUCCGAUGCAGAUUCCACUGGACGUAGUGGAUCCGGUGUUGCUGGCGCAGAUACAAAGCAACGCCGCCAACUUCGCCAAUCAGAAUCAUGGAUCUAUGCAUAAUAACAACAAUAAGACGUCAGCGGGUGGUGGUGGUGCUAGCGGCGCUUAUGGCUCCCAAGCUGCUGCUGCUGGUGGCGGCGGCGGCGGCGGUGGCGGCGGCAUGUUGCAUGCCUCGUCGCAUCAUAAGAAUGGCAUGGCGGCCAAUGAGCUGUAUGGUGGUGCUGCUGCUGGUGGAGGCAAGCCGGGUGUUGCUGGUGGCGGCGGUGCUUACAGUAGCUCAGCGACGGCUGCUGGCGGCGGUAUUGGUGGCAUUCGCAUUGCUAGUAAUCUGCACAAGCAGCCGGAGCUGGGUGAUCAACAUGCUGCUGCUAUUGCCGGCGCCGGCAAUAAUAACAACAAUAGCAGCAGCAGCAACAACAACAACAUGAUCAGCAACCCUCCUUCAUUAAUCGUGAGGGUGGGCCUGGAUGCCAUGGGUUUAGCCACUGGCCUUAAGCAAAUACCGCAAUUCGAUGAUCCCGUGGAGCAGUCGCUAGCUUCGCUGGAGUUUAACGCCAGCUCCACGGGCAAAUCAUCGCAUGCGGAUAACUUUUUAAUGGCCCACCAGGCACACUUAAUGCAGCAACCGGGCAACCAGCAACAACAAUCGCAGUCACAGUCAGCGCAGCAGCAGCAGCAGCAGCAGCAGCAACAACAGCAACAACAACAGCAGCAGCAGCAACAGCAGCAGCAACAACAGCAGCAGCAGUAUGGACUGCAACAGCAGCAGCAGCAACAAAUGGACUACAUGACAGAGCUGCUGUCGAAAGGAGCGGAAAAUGUCGCCGGCAUGAAUGGCAAUCAUCUGCUAAACAAUCCGCUAUUCUCACUGGACAUGGCCGUGGCUGCGGCCUAUCAGCAGAAGCAGCAACAGCAGCAGCCGCUGGGCACGCACGGGCAGCAGGCACAGCAGCAACAAGUGCACAACAAUGGCUACAACGUGCCAGACUUUAGCAACAUGCCGGGCUUCGAUAAUCCGUCAUCAUUCCUUGACAGUCUAAUGGGCAACAGCAGCGGCGGCGGCGGCGCCGGUGGCGGUGGCAGUAGCAGUAGCAGUAACAAGCUCAAGGACAACGAGCAGCAGCAACAACAACAACAACAACAGCUGCAGCAGCAGCAAUUGCAGCAGCAACAGCUGCAACAGCAAUUGCAACAGCAGCAGCAGCAGCAACAACAACAGCAACAUCAUCACCAACAACAACAACAGCAGCAGCAGCAGCAACAUCAUCAUCAACAGCAACAGCAGCAGCUUGCACAGCAGCAGGCUGGCAAUAAAAUGCUUAUUAUACCAAAGCCCAUCGAGUCCAUGAUGCCCAGUCCGCCCGACAACAAGCAGCUGCAGCAGCAACUGAUGCAGCAGCAGCAGCAGCAGCAACAACAUAAUCAAAAGGUGAUGCCACCGCAGCCAUCACCGUCGGAACUAAAAAUGCAUGAGCGCAAUGCUCACGGCUUCGCUCAGGUGUUCAAAAAUGCCGCCGAGCCAAAUCUGAAGAACGCCAGCUCGUGGUCAUCGCUGGCCUCGGCCAGCUCGCCGCAGAGCACCGCGACAACAUCGAGCAAGACCAAGCCGGCCAUGGACUCGUUCCAGCAAUUCCGCAACAAAGCCAAAGAACGCGAUCGUCUCAAGUUGCUGGAGGCCGCGGAGAAGGAGAAGAAGCAUCAGAAGGAAGCUGCCGAAAAGGAGCAGCAGCGAAAGCAUCACAAGUCCUCCUCCUCCAGCUCCAGCUCGUCCGGAAAUCGGCAUGCGGCCUCUGACUCGGCAUCUGGGGCAGCGCAGAGUGCCGUUGCCGCUGCGGUGGCAGCACUGAGUGCCGCCAAUGCCGCGGCCAGCCUUGCGAAUCCGAACAGCAAUGCUAGCAGCAACAGCGGCGGAAUCGGCGGUGGUGGUGGCAGCAACAGCAACAGCGGCUGCAGCACUAGCGGCAAUGCCUCGACACAAUCCACACAUGGCAGCAGCGCGGACAGAGAACGCGCCAGCAGCGCCCAAGAGGCAUCGCGCGCAAGCAGCGGAAGCGGCAGCAGCUGCGGGGCUGUUGCUGCCACCAGCAACAACUCGAACCACAGCAAUGGGCCCAGCAGUGUGGGCAGCGGUAGCGGCAGCGGCGGCGGCGGCAGCAUUUCCCUCGGCAGCAACGCCAGCGGCAGUGCCAGCGCCAGCGCCAAUGCAUGCCUCAAUCAAAGUAGCUUAAGCAAUAUCAAUAGCUCCGGCGUUGGUGGCCUUCUUACUAACGCUGUGAGCAGCAGCAAUAGUAACACUAACUUACUGGGGGCUGCCAGCGCAUCCGGCGCUAGCAAUCAAAGCAAUAGCGCCAACAGCGGCCACGUCGGCAGCAGCAGCGGCAGCGGCAGCGUCACUGCUAGCUCAACUCAUAACGCAGCCGGCAAUGGACAUCAGGCCAGCAAUGCGCAGUCCCAACACGCGGCAGCAGCAGCAGGCGGCGGAGCGGCAGCCCGCAGCCCAAUUAUCAGCAGCUGUCGCAGUGCUGGCAGCCUCCCCAUUGGGCCCCAUGGAAAGUGGGCGCAAAAGUGUGCACGAUGCACAGCCGCAAAUCUCUCGGGUUGAUGACAUUAAAGCAUCCCCGAGUCAAGGACAGAACUCACCAGCUCAACAAUCCCCACAGGAUCGGGCUGCGGCCAAACGUGCCGAUCU